GUGGCUCUACAUUUUGUGGUAUUGCAUCUCUGUGUUUGAUGGGUAAACUGGAGGAAGUUUUUUCAGAAAAAGAACUGAACAGGAUAAGAAGGUGGUGUAUAAUGAGACAACAGAAUGGCUACCAUGGACGACCCAACAAACCUGUAGACACCUGCUAUUCCUUUUGGGUGGGAGCAACUUUGAAGCUCUUGAACAUAUUCCAAUAUACAAAUUUUGAGAGAAACCGAAAUUACAUCCUGUCAACUCAAGAUCAUCUUGUUGGUGGAUUUGCCAAGUGGCCAGACAGCCAUCCAGAUGCUUUACAUGCCUACUUUGGGAUUUGUGGCUUGUCGUUAAUUGGAGAAACUGGUAUUUGCAAAGUUCAUCCUGCCCUGAAUAUAAGCACAAGAACCUCAGAGCACCUUCACCACCUCCAUCAGAUCUGGAACAAGGACUCUAAACAGUGUUCAGAUGAAACACACAUCUCUACAUGAAUGAUUUAGACUUGAUUUUAGUUCUGAUAGCAUAAUUGUAUCCCAAGGUUAAAAGCCAUGUAUAACCAGUGUGCUCUUUUAAGUGCUGAAGUCAUACGAUCAGAUCUGUGUUGCUGGCAUCAUUUUGAUAGGUAAUUGCCUCCAGACAGUUAUUCUGCACCGAGGAUAAAAGGAAAUAUUUUGGAUAUAUAGAAGUUUGUCACCACAGAUGGUAAAUAGAUCUUCAAAUGGCUUUGCUUUUAAGAAAUACCUUGAGGCAAUUGAAUUUAAAUUUUAUUUUUAAAAUUCGUACAUACUGUGUCAAAAUAUAUAAUGGGAAAGUAUUUUCAAAAUCUGUUUACAUAUCAU
Molecule: messenger RNA, 821 nt
Organism: Charadrius vociferus (killdeer)
Lineage: Eukaryota; Metazoa; Chordata; Aves; Charadriiformes; Charadriidae
Product: geranylgeranyl transferase type-1 subunit beta-like
Biological process (GO): protein geranylgeranylation
Cellular component (GO): CAAX-protein geranylgeranyltransferase complex
Molecular function (GO): CAAX-protein geranylgeranyltransferase activity
Source: RefSeq, a predicted model, not a curated record